AGUAACCAGUCGUGUUCUGUUUCUUGUAACAUGCAUUUAAAGAAAUAAUGUUGGAAAUACUUGUUCAAUGAAGAGCGACUAAAAUGCGUUUCUAAGAGAAACAUUUACUGCUUUUGGAAGGAGGAUUUUUUUUUCAUUUAAUCACAUACGGAAAAAUCACGACAGUUUGUUUUGGCCCGGAAGACUCUAUUCCCAAGUCAAGAAAAUGAAUCGAUACCACAGAAAAUGCCGUUAUAGCAACAUGCACUGUGUGAUCGUUUGCCUGAUCGUUAUUGGAGGCCGGGCGCUGUGCCUCACAACACGUCCUAAUAUUAUCUUGAUUUUUGCAGAUGAUUUAGGAUAUGGAGAUUUAGCGUGUUACGGGCACCCAACUUCUGCUACUCCAAAUCUGAAUAAAUUAGCGGCACAUGGACUUCGCUUCACCGAUUUCUAUAGCGCCAGCCCCGUAUGCACUCCUUCCAGAGGAGCUCUUUUAACAGGCCGCUAUCAAACCCGCUCUGGACUAUAUCCUGGCGUGCUGUAUCCUGGGUCCAAAGGUGGGCUUCCUCUCAAUGAAACUACAAUUGCUGAAAUUCUGAAACCCCUGGGAUAUGCCACUGCUAUGGUUGGAAAAUGGCAUCUGGGUUUUGGGGUUAAUCGAACCUUUCUUCCUGUUCACCAAGGAUUUGACACUUUUCUUGGUGUACCUUAUUCUCAUGACCAGGGUCCCUGCCAGAAUCUGACCUGUUUUCCUCCAGACAUCAAGUGCUAUGGAAUGUGUGACCAGGGCAUAGUCCCACUACCCUUGCUAUUAGAUGACAAGAUAAUACAACAGCCUGUUUACUUUCCUGAACUUGUGCCUCAGUACAACAAGUUUGCAUCUGACUUUAUCACCCUCUCUGCAAAGCAUGAUCAACCCUUCUUUCUGUACUAUGCAUCAGAUCACACCCACUACCCUCAAUUUGCAAGCAUUAAAACAACUGGGAAGUCAUUAAGGGGACCAUUUGGUGAUGCACUAAUGGAAUUUGACAAUUCUGUAGGGAUCAUUAUGAAAACGCUGAAAGAUAAUAACAUUCUUAACAACACAUUUGUUUUCUUCACCAGUGAUAAUGGGCCUGAACUAAUGCGCAUGUCUCGUGGUGGAAAUGCUGGGCUCCUGAAGUGUGGAAAAGGAACAACAUAUGAAGGAGGAAUGAGAGAACCAGCUAUCGCCUACUGGCCAGGAAAAAUCCAACCAGGUGUCACACAUGAGCUGGCAAGUACUUUAGAUCUGCUGCCUACUAUCGCAGCACUUGUUAAAACAAAGCUUCCCAAAGUACAGCUGGAUGGAUAUGAUAUGGGAGAUAUCCUGUUCAGACAAAGCAUGGGCAAAAGAAAAACCAUGUUCUAUUAUCCGGUUGACCCUAGUGAGAAGCUUAGUGUCUUUGCAGUACGCUAUGGAAAGUACAAGGCACAUUACUUUACAAGAGGUGCUGCACAUAGUGACACAACUCCAGACCAUGACUGUCACCUUAGUGCUUUUUUGAAAGCUCAUGAUCCACCCUUGCUUUUUGACUUGGAGUCUGAUCCAUCUGAGAACUACAACCUUGUCAACAAUGAUUCCAUGGCCAAACUUAAGCCUGUCCUAGACAUGAUCCAACAGGUGAAAGUAGAAUUUGAGAAGUCAAUGGUGUUUGGUGAAAGCCAAAUUGGAAAAGGGAUAGACCCAGAAUUGGAACCAUGUUGUGACCCAGCAUGCACUCCAAAGCCUACAUGCUGUCAGUGCUCUCCUUUGUAAAGAAUGUAUAAGUGAGUAAGCUAGAACUCACAAAAGCAUUCUGUCAAAGGAAUCAUUUCAAGAAAUGGCUUUAAAUGUAUCUAAUAAUAAGAAACACACCAUGUGGGUUUCCUUACAUUCAGUCCUGGAGGGCUACUGUGGCUGCAGGUUUUCAUUCUAACCAUUUUCUUAUUUAGUGACCAGGUUUUGCUGCUAAUUGACUAUUUUGCCUUAAUUUACAUUGAGUUGCUAUUUAAGUCGUGGACCCUUUGUUCCAAAUACUAAAUGUAACAGCCAAAUACAAUGAGUUACAAACGAGCCAACACUUAACUAGCUAAUCUGUGUCCAUCAUACACAGUAUUUAAAAAAAAAAAAAGAAUGGAGAAGGUCUCAGUAAUGUUGUCCACUCACUUU
This is a messenger RNA of Polypterus senegalus (gray bichir), 2149 nucleotides long. RefSeq names its product arylsulfatase A (gene arsa). The transcript has 8 exons. Gene Ontology annotation, molecular function: arylsulfatase activity. Lineage: Eukaryota; Metazoa; Chordata; Cladistia; Polypteriformes; Polypteridae. The record is from RefSeq and is a predicted model, not a curated record. The coding region runs from base 206 to 1756 and encodes 516 amino acids.